Molecule: messenger RNA, 599 nt
Organism: Pelobates cultripes (western spadefoot toad)
Lineage: Eukaryota; Metazoa; Chordata; Amphibia; Anura; Pelobatidae
Source: the annotation of a GenBank genome assembly
AUGCCUGGUGACAAAGAUAUACCCUUCCCUCCUGGGUCUCUUAUCACCAAUUUAGGGUCUGUUAAAACACCCACAGGGGUACCUGAGAUUGGGGCGACUAUCCCCGCUGAUUUUGAUCCUACUGCUGAUAUGCAGUACAUGAUUGACAACACCAUGUCUCAUGUUGUGACUAAGGCCCUCACAUCAGCCAUGGGGCUGAUGUCUGAAUCUAUCUCACAGACUAUUACACAUGCUCUACUUGGGGCACAGAAAUCGGCCCAGCCGAUCACUACCCAGGCUUUGCCUGCAAUAGCCCCUUCACAACCUCACACUGGCCGCAAGGCCACUGCAAAAACAAAACACUCUUCAAUCUCACAGAUGGACAGCUACACACCUGUCACAGAUGGCGCGUCUAAUAUACCACCGCGCAAAAGAGCCACUAGCCGGGCAAAAUCGGCUAGGUUAUGGAAACGGGCAAAAGCCCAACUAGAAUCUGAGUCAGAUCUCAGCGAGAUUGAAGAGGAGACCGGUAUGGAUUCGGAGGAUCCAUCAGAUCCAGAGUCAGAUGGUGUGGUCGAAGACCAUGACCCCAGAGAGCAUAUUACGCCUCCAUCUGAAUC